AUGACCAUGGCCACAAAUAGUGGCAUACGGCACAAAACAACUCUGCAAGCGGCCAAAGAACAUCAAGCGGAGUACCAGACAACAUCUGUACUCAGCAGGAAACGUCAAAUUGAUGCCUCUAAAAGUGAUGAUAUCAACAACGCCCAACCAACCGUCAAGCGCAUUGCUCCAUUCCAGUCUGCUUCUGCUCUUUCCAAGGCCCCACCACCCCUCGCUGCGAGCGAAAUAACAAGGCAUCUGCCGCAAGUUGCCCAUAGCAGCACGAUUAAUGGCUUGUCAGAGUACUCUCAGAGGAGAGACUUCCCAGCCACGCCCACUCCAGCCCACGAUGCAUUGCUGAAGCUGUCACACCCUGCCUACAGACUUCCCAAGCCACUGGUCGCCAAUUUCGAAGCCCUAGGUAUAAAGAGCAUCUACCCCUGGCAGAAGCAGUGUCUAAUGGGGCCAGGUCUCCUCAGAGGCGAGAAGAACCUGGUCUACAGCGCACCGACCGGCGGGGGCAAAUCUCUUGUCGCCGAUGUGUUGAUGUUGAAGAGAGUCCUGGAGGACAGGGAGGCCAAAGCUAUCCUCGUGCUACCUUACGUGGCACUUGUCCAGGAGAAGGUCCGCUGGCUGAGGAACGUGGUUCAGGGAAUAUCCAGAGAGGCCAUCACUGGACCCGUUCAGGAAUCUGACCAGAGGUUUUGGCGGAGACGAUCCGAUGAGGAUACGGUUAGAGUUGUUGGUUUCUUUGGUGGAAGCAAGGUCACGCAGACUUGGGCUGAUUUUGAUAUCGGCGUCUGCACCAUUGAGAAGGCAAAUUCACUCGUGAAUACGGCCAUUAAUGAUGGCUCGGUCACCAAGUUGAAAGUUGUAGUCCUUGACGAGCUUCACAUGAUCGAUGACGACCAUCGGGGGUAUCUCUUGGAACUCAUGGCUACGAAGCUUCUUUCCCUCGACGAUCAUGCCGUGCAGAUCAUCGGCAUGAGUGCGACCCUGACAAACAUCACGCUCCUGGCGACAUGGCUUCAGGGCCACUUUUACGAGACACAGUACAGGCCGGUCCCAAUCGAGGAGCACCUCGUCUACGACAGCCGAAUCUACGCUGCCGGGACAACCAGCCGACUGAUCAAAGCCGCCGCAACCCAGGCAAAUGGGACGCAGGUUUCUCAGGCUCCAUCCACUGCGAUAGGAACGGUAGCGGCAUCGGAUGCCAAAGAACUGCAAGAGCCCGUGCUAAACUCAGUCGUUGCUCUAGCGAGCGAGACUGCUCGUGCUGGCUACGGUGUACUGGUAUUUGCAAGUAGCCGCGCGGGCUGUGAAUCGGACGCACUCAUAAUCAGUCGGGUAAUGCCCCCUCUUCACGAGUGGAACAUUGACGUGCAGGAGAAGCGAGCAGACUUGCUCGGAGAUCUCAGAAGUUUGCCCGGGGGUCUUGAUCCGAUGCUGGAGCAAACCAUACCAAAUGGUGUUGCAUUUCAUCACGCAGGACUCACCACUGAAGAGCGGGACCUCAUCGCGAACGCCUAUGAUUCUGGUACCAUCAAAGUCUGUGUGGCCACAUGCUCUCUUGCAGCCGGUAUAAAUCUCCCAGCGAGACGGGUCAUUCUACAUAAUGCGCGCAUGGGUCGCGAUAUUGUAGGACCAUCCAUGCUCCGCCAGAUGAGAGGCCGCGCAGGGCGGAAAGGAAAGGACGAGGUUGGCGAGACUUACCUCUGCUGCCGCCAAAAAGACCUUGAGGACGUCACCGAACUCAUGCAAGCGGAACUACCACAGCUUACGAGUUGUCUCACGAGCGACAAGCACCGCAUACAGAGGGCGCUGCUUGAAGCCGUAGCGGUGAGGCUGGCAACUAGUCGUGGUUCACUCGACGAAUUUGUUCGAAAGACGCUGCUCUAUCAGUCCACCGAUAUUGUCAGGGUCAACGAGAUCGUCGAAGGUAGUCUCUUAGAGCUGCAGGCAAGAGGCUUUAUUUCAACCGACCAAUUCUCGAACUUCGAAGCCACACAGUUGGGUAAAGCAAUCGUGACCUCAUCUCUUGACCCAGACGACGGCAUAUUUAUACACAAGGAGCUGAAGAGGGCCCUUCAAGCCUUUGUGAUGGAUGGAGAAAUGCACAUCCUAUAUACGUUCACGCCUGUUCAGGAUAUGUCAGUCAAUAUCAACUGGAAAGUCUAUGCAAACGAGAUGGAAAAUCUGGAUGAGAGCGGACUCCGAGUUCUGAGCUUCUUAGGCUUGAAGCCCACCGAGAUCAACAGGAUGAUGCGUGGAGGGUCCAUGAAAACAGAAACAGCCGCAGAGAAGGAACUCGCUCGAGUCUAUCAUCGAUUCUAUCUCGCUUUGCAGUUGCGUGACCUGUGCAACGAGAUGCCCGUGUACCGCGUGGCGCAGAAAUACGCCAUGCCGCGAGGGACGGUCCAGACGUUAGCACAGUCCAGUCAAGGCUUUGCAGCCGGCAUGAUCAAGUUCUGCGAGCAAAUGGGAUGGGGAGUCAUGGCAGCUGCUUUGGAUCACUUUUCAGACCGUCUGAAGGCCGGAGCCAAGUCUGAUCUGCUGGCCUUGGCAAAAAUAACCUUUGUCAAGAGCCGCACCGCUCGUGUCUUUUGGGACAACGGCCUCCGAAGUGUCGCUGCCGUCGCGAAUGCCGAUCCAAACGAGCUCGUUCCCGUGCUUCUGCAAGCGCAACCAAACAAGAUCCGUCUAGAGGCCAAGGAUGAGCAAAAGUAUAUGGAGAAGCUGCUACUCAAGGCAAAAGUUAUCGCUGAUUCAGCAAAUAGGCUUUGGCAGAUCGAAAUGCAGCAAGAUAUGGACGAAGAGUGA
This is a messenger RNA of Diaporthe amygdali, 2799 nucleotides long. Its product is annotated as DNA polymerase theta subunit. The transcript is spliced from 3 exons. The record is from RefSeq and is a predicted model, not a curated record. Bases 1 to 2799 code for a protein of 932 amino acids. Gene Ontology annotation, molecular function: ATP binding; nucleic acid binding. Lineage: Eukaryota; Fungi; Ascomycota; Sordariomycetes; Diaporthales; Diaporthaceae.